This is a messenger RNA of Ananas comosus (pineapple), 890 nucleotides long. RefSeq names its product CASP-like protein 1F1. The transcript is spliced from 3 exons. The record is from RefSeq and is a predicted model, not a curated record. NCBI's taxonomy places the organism in Eukaryota, Viridiplantae, Streptophyta, Magnoliopsida, Poales, Bromeliaceae. Bases 17 to 649 code for a protein of 210 amino acids.
UUCUCCUCCUCUUUUGAUGACCUCGGAGACAUCAACAAUGGAGAUCUCCGCGGCGGCGAAGAAAGAGGAAGCUCCGCCGGCACCUGCACCUGUGCCUGCGCCUGCGCGGUUGCCGCCGCCAUCGGAUAAUGGUAGUGCCGGCAGCAGGACGUCGUGGACGGGGAGAACGUCGCAGGUUCUGGUGAGAGCUUUAGCCUCGUGCUCGACGCUUGCCGCCACCCUCAUCAUUGCCCUCAACCAGGAGACUGAAGUCGUCGCCGGCUUCCCUAUGCACGCGGACUAUAAGUCGUCUCCUACAUUUAGAUUUUUUCUUAUAGGGAAUGGGAUCACCUGUAGCUAUUCGCUGCUCUCCAUGUUUCUAGUGUGCCUUCUCGGAAGAAACUGUGUGUUUCAUUUGGUAGAUAUGUUGGCAAUGGGACUGGCGAUCGCCUCUGCAGCAGCAGCACACGCGAUAGGAAAUGUGGGGAAGUAUGGAAAUGAUCGAACAGGGUGGCUACCGGUGUGCAACUACUACAAGAGUUACUGCAAAAAAAUGGAGAUCUCCCUCGGUUGUUGUUACUUAGGCGUUCUCUCGCUUUACCUGGUAUGCGCUAUGACCGCGGUUCAAAAGGCUUCACAAAAUAGUAAAAAGUUCGUUCAAAAGGAGUAGCAACUACUAAUGCUAGAAACUUGUUUCUGUUUCUGUUUCUGCUUCUGCUUCUGCUUCUGCUUCGAUCUUAUAUUUUUAAUUCAACCAUCGGUAUUUACGCACUAGAUGGUUACUCUGGCUUGUUAAUAAAUUUAUUUCCCUGAGAAGUGAGAAUAAUUGUUGUAAGCCUUGUUAACAUUACAAACACUCUUUGCAUGCUUAAUUUCCUUUGUUUUUUUUAUAAUAUGGUUUUUAUUGAGAA